Molecule: messenger RNA, 675 nt
Organism: Symbiodinium natans
Lineage: Eukaryota; Dinophyceae; Suessiales; Symbiodiniaceae
Source: the annotation of a GenBank genome assembly
AUGCAUGGAACAGUGGAAGGAGCAGCUGUUCCACGGGAGGUUAUUGCCUUGGCCCGCGGCCAGAUCUGGCGACUGGUGACCCCGGUGAUGCUUCAUGCAAACUUGACCCACCUCCUCUUCAAUGUGUUCUUCCAGCUUCGAAUGGGCUUCGGCAUGGAGAGGCAGUUUGGCAGGGAGAAGAUGAUGAUGCUCUACUUUGCGUGCGGCCUCUUCGGCAACCUCAUGUCCGUGGCAGUAGACCCGUACAAGCUCGCAGUUGGAGCCUCCACCGCCGGGUUCGGCCUCAUCGGCGUUUGGCUGGCAGAGAUCCUCCUGUCUUGGGAGAUCCUGGGGCCCGCGCGAGAGCGGACGGUGAUCUGGAUCGUGUUCAUGAUGAUCUCGGUGACCACGAUGUCCUCCAUGACGCCCAACAUGGACAUCUUCGGGCACUUGGGUGGUGCCUUGGGUGGAUUCCUGCUGUCCAUUGCCAUCAGCGACAUGAGGGAGGAGGACCGACCCGAGUGGUACGACCAGGUACGAGGUGCUGCCGUUCUGGGCUUGAUCUCGUGCCUUGGCCUGGGCUUCACCAAGGCCCUCAUGGUCAAUCCGACCGACCCAAUACCCGACUGCCAGAUCUUCAAGGCGCUGAGCGACGCCCUGAAGGCGGCAAGCGCAAGCCACGGGCACAUGGCCUGA